GAUUUUGCAUUUCCAGGGAGGAGAACUGUUUGUAAACAAAACAGUUCUCCUCCCUGUCAGCUAGUACACACUGCUUUGCAUGGCUGUGCCCAGCACAGCUAUACAAAGCAGUGUGCUUACAGUGAAGCAAAAACACACUUCACCAUAGUAAAACACACCCAGCACACAGUUAACCCUUUGAUCGCCCCUCAUGUUAACCCCUUCCUGCCCAGUGCCAUUAGUACAGUGUCAGUGGUUUUUUUUUAGCACUGAUCACUGUAUUGGUGUCACUGGGGAUGUCAGUGACACCAAGUCAGUUCCCCCCAGUGUCAAAAUGCCCACCGUAGUCCCAC
This is a messenger RNA of Staurois parvus, 332 nucleotides long. The record is from the annotation of a GenBank genome assembly. NCBI's taxonomy places the organism in Eukaryota, Metazoa, Chordata, Amphibia, Anura, Ranidae.